This is a messenger RNA of Manacus vitellinus (golden-collared manakin), 421 nucleotides long. It is a transcript of the gene CHCHD3, whose product is annotated as coiled-coil-helix-coiled-coil-helix domain containing 3. The record is from RefSeq and is a predicted model, not a curated record. Gene Ontology annotation, biological process: inner mitochondrial membrane organization. Lineage: Eukaryota; Metazoa; Chordata; Aves; Passeriformes; Pipridae. Bases 20 to 406 code for a protein of 128 amino acids. The transcript has 6 exons. Gene Ontology annotation, cellular component: MICOS complex; mitochondrion.
CGACAGCCUCAUCGAUCGGAUGAAGGAACCCUCCUCGCCCUCUGGGAGAUCCCCCCGCUCCUCAGGUGCAGUUAAUAAUGAAGAGCUGAAGAAAAGAAUAGCUGAAGAACUGGCCUUGGAACGAGCCAGGAGAGACUCUGAAGCUCAAAAGAGGAGGUUGAAACAAGAGCAGAUGUUUGUUCGGGAUGAGUUUGGGAAGCUCCUGGAGCGAGAGAGGAUCUCCUCAAACGAGCACCUGACCCGAGCCAUCCUUCGGGAGCGAGCGGCCACCGAGGAGGAGCGGCAGAAGGCCCAGCGCUUUGAUAUAGAAGUAAAGGCCAGGCAGCUGGAAGAGAAGGACAGGGAGCUGAAGAAACACGAUGCCUACUACAAAGAGCAGCUGGCUCGACUCGAGGAGAGGGCUUAGAAUGGCCCUACAUGC